Molecule: messenger RNA, 2697 nt
Organism: Stylonychia lemnae
Lineage: Eukaryota; Ciliophora; Spirotrichea; Sporadotrichida; Oxytrichidae
Source: the annotation of a GenBank genome assembly
AUGUCGUUUAGAGGUAUAGCAGAAUUUAUUCUCCACAUUGAGCACUUCAGGAAUGUGGAUCUUUUCCAAUAAGGACUUUACUUCAUGAAAUUUCAACUCUUUAAUGAAGACAUUGAAAAAGUAUAAUUCUAUUUAUUUGAUCAAGCACUUUUACUUUAGAUUUAUUAUGCAAACCCCUAUGACUAUAUAUCAAAGGAUUAUGAGUCAAGAAAUAAAGAUAAGGCCAGUUUUCAUAGACUUCAGGAGCCUGCAACCUUUGAUGAGAAUGCCUCUUUCGCUACAAAGAUCUUUUUUAUUAGAUAUGCUGAAGAGACAGUCUUGAUAAGAGAUAUAGUAAAGUUUAGAACUGAAGUUGAUGUGCAACCGGGAUAUCUGAAUACUGAAUUCUUCUUGAAAUGUGAACUUUUCUAUUGUCCACCGCCCUAACAAAACUUCUCAGCUGCUAUUGGAUCAGCAGAAAUCAUGAAGGAAGAGCUCAAUAAAUAGACUACUAAGUUUUAGUUAGCAUAAACAAAAAUUUAUCAGAUUAACGGGCUUCUUCAUGGAAUGUCGACAUUUGUCCCAAUUCAGUUCAACAAAGAAUAUACAUCUCAAUGUGUCAGCACAUUACACGGAUCUAUAAUCGACUAUAGAUUUAGAGUGAAGAAUCAAAGAAUAAAGCUAAGAUCUAAUGGAGAUACCUUUAUGGAGAAUGGUAUAUUGGUUGAAGCCAAGUUUGAUGAUUUACAAGAAUAUCUCCUGCAAACUGAAAAAUAAAAUAAAAAGCUGCCUACAAGCUUAGCUGAAUAUUUUUUCCAAGAUGAACAAGGUAUUAUAGUUAUGAACGAUAAAAAAAUAAAUGAUAAAUACCUAGAAUAUAAUAAUACUUUAAAGCAGAUCUAUUAUAACCUAAAGGCAAUUUACACGAAUUUCUCAUCGAAGUCAGUGUUCCAAGACGAUAUGAUCUAUAUUGACUUUCCCAAAAUUCCUAGAGAGUUAGAUAUCAUUAGUUUAGAUUUAUUACUUGACAAAGAACUAUAAAGCAAACACUCCAAAAAUGAGUCAACAGUGAUAUCUUCUAAUCUCGAUGAUGCAAUGCUUCAAGAUUAAUCGAUAAUGCCUGAUGAAGAUUUAAAAGGAAGUGGAAGUGCUUCGAAGGCUAGAGAUGAUGACGAAAGAGCUGAGAGUGACAGUCCUAAUUUGAAUUUCGAUGCUGUAGAGGAAGAAACCAAACAAUCAUAUCAAAGUAUUCCUUCUAUGAAUGUGAACAUGGAUUAAAAAAGACAAAAAAUGCAUUUAGUAAAUGAGAAUUAGCAUCCAAGUAAUUACGAUUUGAAAUAGUCCAAGCCAUUUUCAUUGCUUACAGCUUUACAAGAAGAAAUAAGAAACGAUCACAAUAAAGUAGCCAAUGCAAUCGUAAUGGAAAUCAAUAAUAUAGCUGGAUAGCUAUUCGAGCUUACUAAUAACCUAGCAAAACUAAUAAUUUAUAGGCCAAAGAAAGUUUACAAAAUUCUAUCAGAGUAAUAUCAAAAGCAGCUUGAGGAAAGGUACGGUGAAAAUAUUUUAAGACAUGUAAUCAAGACUUGUGACUUUUCAAUACCAAGUGAGGACUAUACUGGAUAGCUUAAUGAUACUGUGGCUAAGAAAACUAGAGAGAUGCUAAGACUUCAUAAGGAGAUGGCUGGUAUAGAGCCAUUAUCCGUGGAGGAAGUCAAAAUAAUUGAGGAAGAAUAGCAGGUUGGGAAGAAGAAAACUAAGAAAAGAAAGAAGAGGAAUAUGGAGAAGUAUGCUCCACUGAUUUUCGAGGAAUGCUAUGUUAAAAUGGAACGAAGUCAAAUGAAUAAGAUUAGAAAUACAUUCGAGUUGACUGAUAAUGAGAUAGAGCAAAAAGUUAAUCCCAGUGUUAUUUAAGAAAACUAUCAAGGGAUUCAUCUAUUUGUAUUGUGCCAUGGCUUCUAAGGUACUUCAUUUGAUAUGAGAAUGUUUAAAAAUGUUAUUUCAAUCGCACUCCCUGAGUCAUAAUUCCUAUGCUCAACAGCUAAUGAAAGUGAUACCGAUGGAGAUAUAAUGGACAUGGGCUAUAAACUUUCUCAAGAAGUGCACUAAUACAUCAGGGAGAGUUGUCCAGGCUAAAAUUUAGCGAGGCUUACAUUUAUUGGUCACUCAUUAGGUGGUCUGAUUAUCAGAGCUUCUCUAAGUUACUUAGAUAAGUAUAAAGAUAAAAUGCAUGGAUUUCUUACCCUGUGCACACCUCAUUUGGGAUAUAUGUAUAAAUCAGGGAAAAUGUUCAAUGCAGGCAUGUGGGUCCUUAAGAAGUGGAGAAAGUCAAAGUGCCUUUAAUAACUGUCAAUGGCUGACAACAAGAGUUUAGAGAAAACAGUCCUCUUUGAACUUUCUUAGCAAGAUGGAUUAGAGUGGUUUAAGCAUGUUAUAUUUGUGAGUUCAUUUUAGGAUUAAUAUGCUCCAUUUGAUUCAGCAAGAAUACAGAUAUGCCAAGAUGCAGCAAAAGAUAUAUAAAAGGGCAAUACUUACAUCAAGAUGGCCAACAAUUUGCUGUCAAAGAUGCAGAUUGAUGUGUUAUACAGAUUAGAUGUGAAUUUCAACAUAGCAGAGAAUAACUUGGAUUCUUUCAUAGGCAGGACAGCUCAUAUUCUCUUCUUAGAAAAUGAAGAGCUGAUGAAAAUGAUGGUUUCUAGGUAUAAAUCAUUCUUUUCUUGA